Messenger RNA from Cylicocyclus nassatus, 780 nucleotides. The record is from the annotation of a GenBank genome assembly. Lineage: Eukaryota; Metazoa; Nematoda; Chromadorea; Rhabditida; Strongylidae.
AUGGCCCCGUAUACUGUUCUUGUCACGGGUGCGAAUCGAGGAAUUGGUCUCGGACUUGUCAAGCAGUUCCUGAAGAAUAAAGAUAUCAAGCACGUGAUCGCCACAACAAAGGAUGAGAGUAGUUCGAAAGAAAACCAAACUCCCGAAAGCCAAGAGGGACUCAAACAAAUCUCCGACAAAAGACUCAAAGUGGUUGAGUUGGAUUUGACAUGCGAUAAUUCUGUCAAGAAUAUGUAUCCUCAGGUGGAAAAAAUCGUUGGAGAUCAUGGUCUCAAUGUUUUGUUGAACAACGCUGGGAUAUUCGUCAAUUACACAACAAAUCAGAAACCCGAUCGUAGUGCACUCAUCAAAAAUUUUGACACUAAUGCGGCCAGUGUUGCUGUGCUUACCCAGACGCUCCUUCCACUGGUACGCAAAGCUGCUAAACAAUCCCAGUCGGACGAGUUCUCGAUUGAACGAGCUGCGAUUUUGAACAUCUCCGCAAGCAUCGGUUCUAUAUCCGAGAACACUUCUGGAUCAGGUCAUCCAGGAUUGUUGGCGUACAGGAUAAGUAAAGCCGCUUUGAAUGCUUUGAUGAGGACCAUGGCCGUAGAUUUAGAAAAAGACCGUAUCCUCGUUGCGAAUUUCAAUCCUGGAUGGGUGGAGACGGCCAUAGGUGGAAAGCAAGCCCCUAUGACGGUUGAUGAAGCAGCUGAAAGAUUGGUCCCAACAUUCUAUAAACUGACAAAAGAGCACAAUGGUGGCUUUUUCGAAGCAGAUCUCAAACCUAUACCGUUCUAG